UAAGCAGUUUAUGAAGAAACACUAUCAGGCAUACUUCGGGGUUGUAGCUAAGGAUGAGACGGACCUGCCAGCGUCAGAGUACUUUCGGUUUUUAAAAUUCUGGGAAGUAACGGUUAUUACCUCUGAUAUAUUGACUUUAUACGGUACAGUCUGGAUAGUGUUUAAUACAGUGCAAAGUGAGUUUGUGCUCGAGUUGCUAGAUUCCUACACCGUAUGGUUAGGAGUCGGCUGUAUAUUAGCGUGGCUAAGUUUGCUGAGGUUCUUCAAGUUUCAUAAUAAAUUCCAUCUGCUAUUUAAUACACUAUACAGAGCAUUUUGGGAUGUGAUUGCCUACCUUUUUUGUGUAGGUGUGCUAUUUGUCGGGUUCUGGGUUGGUGGAUAUGUCGUCAUGGCGCCGUACCAUGUCAAGUUCAAAACCCCGACAGCAGCAGCGGAGACGCUGUUUUCUGUUGUUAACGGCGACGAGAUAUACGCUACCCUAGCAAUACUGGAGUCGGAUAAGAGCGGGGGUAACUGGGUGUGGUGGUUUUCAAGGUUCUAUCUCGGAUCAUAUGUUGCUAUAUUUACUAUAGUUGGCAUUAACCUCCUUAUAUCUCUUUUCAAUAGCGCCUAUGAUUCUAUAAGGAAGUAUUAUGACGACAAACCGGAUGAACGAACAUUGGGUCGGUUAGAGAAAGCUUUGCGUCGAGUUAUAGUUCAAGACGGUGAGGGAAACAAUCUGCGGAGCUCGAUUUAUGACCUUAUGAAUGACAGUUUACCCCUAACACCAGAAAUAAAAUCUCUGAAAACUGAACUUUCAAAAAUUGUUCGCGUUUUUAAAACCGAGAAUGACCUCGUGCUUCUGAAACCGAGGACUCUGAAAGUGUUUAUGGAAGAUGAAGAGCACCAAAUGAAGAAAUAUAAAUGCGGGUUUGUGAGCUGCUCCUUCACGUUUUUUGCAACCGAUGACCAGAUUACAAAAGACGAUGUCUGAACAGAAACAGAAAGACGAUCGUUAACAAGCAGACAGUUACACAUACUAUGAUCGAUGAUAAGAUAACAAUGAUAUUGACAUUCAUCUACAUUUAGUCUUUCCUUACAGUUAUUGUUGUAAAACUAAUAAAUAUACCUUUUUAUCAUAACCUAACAAAAAAACAAUGUGAUUAUAUAAAUCAUAUUCAUAUGCGGUAACUAACAUCGUAAUUACCAAUUUAACAAGAAGUAUGAUUAUCAUUAUGCCCCCACAAAGUGGCAGCAUAUAGCGUUGCAUUUGUCCGUCCGUCUGUCCGUCCGUACGUCUUCGGUCCGUCCGUCUGUACAUAAGUCCUGAAAUCUUGUGAACGCAACUCCUCUUAAACCGGAUGACAGAUUUUGCUUAAACUUCCAGGGAUGAACAACCUUACUGUGUAGAUGAUAGUAAAGGAAGAAAUUGUCGUUGCGACCAAAUUUAAGAGAAUUAUGGUCCUUUGUUGAUUUUUUUUUCACUAUAUACUAUGUAGAAAUUUUGUGAACGCAACUCCUCUUAAACCGGAUGGCAGAUUUUGCUUAAACUUCCAAGGAUGAACAACCUUAAUGUGUAGAUGGUAGUAAAUUAAGGAAGUUUUGCUGCGACCAAAUUUAAAAGAAUUAUUGCCCUUUGAUGAUUUUUUAACCAUAUACGAUGUAGAAAUUUUGUGAACGCAACUCCUCUUAAACCAGAUGGCAUAUUUUGCUUAAACUUCCAGGGAUGAACAGCCUGAAUGUGUAGAUAGUAGUAAAGGAAGGAAUUUUUGCUGUGACCAAAUUUAACUGAAUUAUGGCCCUUUGUUGGUUUUUAGUUUUCAACUUGAGGCACAUGCAGUCCAAAUAAUAUUUGACCUAGAGUCAUAUGAUUGACAGAACAGUGGCGUGUGGGGGCAUCCGUGUCCUAUGGACAUAUUUCUAGUUUUUCAUUUGUUUUCGGAGGAUUAAUGUAAGAGUUGUUAUAAAUAAUUAUUGGGUAAAUUAUUAUCCAGAUUUAAUAAACCGCUUUCUAAUAACGUGUU
Molecule: messenger RNA, 2003 nt
Organism: Ruditapes philippinarum (Manila clam)
Lineage: Eukaryota; Metazoa; Mollusca; Bivalvia; Venerida; Veneridae
Product: mucolipin-1-like
Exons: 5
Coding region: 11-973 (320 amino acids)
Cellular component (GO): lysosomal membrane; plasma membrane
Molecular function (GO): NAADP-sensitive calcium-release channel activity
Source: RefSeq, a predicted model, not a curated record